Coregonus clupeaformis (lake whitefish) is the source of this 1578-nucleotide messenger RNA. Its product is annotated as cell division control protein 42 homolog. Gene Ontology annotation, cellular component: dendritic spine. Gene Ontology annotation, biological process: small GTPase-mediated signal transduction; modification of synaptic structure. Lineage: Eukaryota; Metazoa; Chordata; Actinopteri; Salmoniformes; Salmonidae. The coding region runs from base 414 to 989 and encodes 191 amino acids. The record is from RefSeq and is a predicted model, not a curated record. Gene Ontology annotation, molecular function: GTPase activity; GTP binding. The transcript has 6 exons.
GUAGGUAUCUGGGGAGUGAAAGGAGGGAUCUGGUUCUGUUGACAAGGCUGAGGUUGGUCAUUGUGGAUUGGGAAGUGGGUUAUUGUUAGUGUGGAAACACCCAGAUGGGAAAUGUGAAGAAUGUGGAGAGGUAGAGACUGUGAAGCAUGUCCUGUUAUAUUGCAGUCGGUAUGCUGAGGAUAGGAGGACACUUUUCUGUGAGCUGGCUGAGUUGGGUGUAACUGCAUUUUCGCUUGUAACAAUUUUAGGCUCAAAUGACAGGCCUGCACCAACAGUUGAGAGGCUAUUAGAUAUUUAAAUGUGUCAUUCGCACUCCGACCUGAGAACAGCAGCAAUACGCAAUACAGCAUCUAGUCUGCCGUAAACGCACAAGAAGAAGAAAGAGACAUACACAGUAAGCAGAGAACACAAAUAUGCAGACGAUUAAAUGUGUUGUGGUUGGAGAUGGAGCAGUGGGAAAAACCUGCCUUUUGAUUUCAUACACAACCAACAAAUUCCCCUCUGAAUAUGUACCAACAGUGUUUGAUAACUAUGCAGUAACGGUCAUGAUUGGAGGGGAACCAUACACCCUAGGAUUAUUUGAUACUGCGGGUCAGGAGGAUUACGACAGGUUACGGCCUUUGAGCUAUCCCCAGACUGAUGUUUUCCUAGUUUGUUUCUCUAAUGUUUCACCCUCUUCAUUUGAGAAUGUUAAAGAAAAGUGGGUACCUGAAAUCACUCACCACUGUCCCAAGACACCAUUCCUGCUGGUUGGAACUCAGAUUGACCUGAGAGAUGACCCUUCUACAGUAGAGAAGCUGGCCAAGAACAAACAGAAGCCCAUCAGCCCUGAGACAGCUGAGAAGCUCGCCCGCGACCUGAAGGCAGUCAAAUACGUUGAGUGCUCUGCCCUGACACAGAAAGGACUAAAGAAUGUGUUUGAUGAGGCAAUACUGGCUGCCCUGGAGCCUCCGGAACCCAAGAAGAGGCGCAAAUGUGUGCUGCUCUGAGCAUUUCCCCUCUUCUAUUGGUUAGAGCAUUUCAUCAACACUACUUGGAGAAAAGCAAACCAUUAUUGCACAAGAUUACUUCACUCCUAUUGCUAACUGAUAUGAAUACUUUUUAAAUGUUUGCAAAGUAGUGUGUGAACUUAAUUGAACUAGAUUGAUCUCUACUAGAACCUGUGAAAUAUAACCCUCUUACGUAAUACACAUCAUUCCUAGAGCCAUCUCAGAAUUUUUAAGUUAAACAGAUUGGUGGCUGCAACAUCUUGUCAGAAGAGUGUGAGAGGGUCACAGACAGCUGAUGAUUGGGACCAGCGACAACAGGACAAAACAGUUCUACCUUCAAAUGUCAGGACAAUAUUCCCAAAAAGUUAUUUUUUUUAAUGAUUCACCUUUUUUAGGUGGACAUAAUGUUUUCAUGAACACCUGAGGUAAACAUAAAUCCCCUUUCAAUUGGGAAACUGAUCAUAGAUUCUGUAACCGUCGGUAGUAACAAUGAUAUUUUGGUGCCAACCAAGUUACAACAUACAGUAUCUCACAAAAGUGAGUACACCCCUCACAUUUUUGUAAAUGUUUGAGUAUAUCUUUUCAUGUG